CCGGGACCCUCCGCAGCCAUGUAGGGCCCGCGGCCGCCGCCAUGGACGGCAGCGGCGCCGCGGCUCCGGCGGGGCCGAGCCUGCCCAACCUCACCCCGCGGCACCGGCAGCUCAUCCCCACGCCCUGCGGGCCCAUAAAACCAUGUUCAGAGCUCUCACUCCCCGUGAAGAUCUACUUCUGUGUCACUAUUUUGUCCCUGCUGAGUGUCAUAGGGCUGACCAUAGAGACACUGGUGCGCCAGACUGAGGAGGAUUUCACCAUUUCCUUUAUUCAGUUGGUUGGAGUUGUGUUCUGUGUGUACUACGUGAGCAGGGGCAUCCUGCAGGAGAACCGGCAGGAGCUGGGUGUGUUCGUGCUGUCCGUGCUGCUCGUGAUGCUGCGCUCCGUCAUCAACUUCACCCUGCAGCCUGCCCAGCAGAGAGCACAGCUCCUGGCCCGUUUUGUGCUGGUGCUGCUGGUGGGCUCCUUCCACGUGCUCUGUGCCCUGCUGCUCAUCCAGAGCCAGCCCCUGAUGGCGUUCCGGGUCGGGGGCGCCCUGCAGAGCCUCCAGUCCCAGUACUUCAUGCUCAACCUCUGCUUCUCCAUGCUCACCUUUGACCUGCAGGCACAGCUGUGCCUGUGCAUCCUCCUGAUCAGCCUGCACGGGGUCACCCUGCUGCACAACAUCAUCUCAGCCACGGGCGUCGUGUGGGGCUGCCUCAAGGUCACCGUGGGCAUCACUGCAAUUUUGAAGGAGCUGAAACCUCUGGUGUGGGUAUUUGUGAUUCAGAAUGUGCCUGAGGUGGUUUAUCUCAUCUACCUGCUCUACACGGUGAUAAGGGAGUGGGGCAAGGGCAGCUCUCACACCCUGGAAGCCGCUUUCAUCACUGGCUCCUGCAUUUCUGUCGCAAUCAAGUCUGUUCUGUUCUGGGCCCUGGCUCACGUCUACCGCAGCUUCGGGCAGGGCCUGAGGGAGAGAAUGUUCUCCUCCUAUGGAAGGAUCGACUCCUGAGCCUCCCCCCGCUCCCCUGCAGCUCCCACAGGGUGCAGCCCCCCUGGAGCUCCCGGGUGGCUCCCAGGGGUGGCUGUCCCCCGCUGGAGGAGGCGCAGGAAGGUGUCACACGUUCCUUGGGGCAGAGCUUACAAAGCAAAACGUGCUGGGGAAAUUCCCAGCGGAUGCUGCUGACAGGACCGAGCAUCUUUCACUCCUUUUCCUUUGGAGGCACAGGGGGUUCACAGCUGCAUGGCAGUGGGGAAUGUUGCUCCUUUCAGUGCUUUUUGCUUGGAGAGACACAAGAAAUGUGCACACCUCUCCUCUGUACCUGUCUGGAAGGGGAUUCUGUCAUUUCCCAGCUGGGAUCUGCUGCUGAGCAGCUCCAGCCCUGCUGGGUUGGUGGCAGUGGUGUCCCCUGUCCAGGGCUCCUUUUUCUCCUCUGGCUUCAGAAUAUUUCAGUUAUUUUUGUUUUUUAACCCCUGCUCCCUGUAACCUCAGCCCUCCCUCAGUGUAACCGAGGUGCCAUUUCAGACCAGGGGGACUGUUACAAUUAAGCCUUUAAUAUUGUAAUUUAAAAGUUUGGUAUUUUGACUGGAACCUUUAACUACUGGCUAUUUUUUAAUAAAGUAUAAGCACA
Prinia subflava (tawny-flanked prinia) is the source of this 1611-nucleotide messenger RNA. RefSeq lists its product as uncharacterized. Bases 42 to 992 code for a protein of 316 amino acids. NCBI's taxonomy places the organism in Eukaryota, Metazoa, Chordata, Aves, Passeriformes, Cisticolidae. The transcript has 9 exons. The record is from RefSeq and is a predicted model, not a curated record.